Messenger RNA from Drosophila innubila, 630 nucleotides. RefSeq names its product eukaryotic translation initiation factor 5A. The record is from RefSeq and is a predicted model, not a curated record. Gene Ontology annotation, biological process: positive regulation of translational termination; positive regulation of translational elongation. The transcript has a single exon. Gene Ontology annotation, molecular function: RNA binding; translation elongation factor activity; ribosome binding. Lineage: Eukaryota; Metazoa; Arthropoda; Insecta; Diptera; Drosophilidae. The coding region runs from base 67 to 549 and encodes 160 amino acids.
ACCAUCUCUUUUUCUUCCGUAGCGUGCCGCGUGUAAAGUUUUUGUUAAGAGAAACAUUGUUUGAAAAUGGACCAUGAUGAUGACCAACAUUUUGAUAUUGGAGAUUCAGGAGCAGCCACUACCUACCCGCUGCAAUGCUCAGCCCUGCGCAAGAAUGGCUUCGUAAUGCUCAAGGGACGCCCCUGCAAAAUCGUGGACAUGUCUACCUCGAAGACGGGCAAACAUGGCCACGCCAAAGUCCAUCUUGUGGGCAUCGAUAUAUUCAACCAGAAGAAAUAUGAGGAUAUUUGCCCCUCCACCCACAAUAUGGAUGUGCCCCAUGUUAAGCGGGAGGAUUACCAGCUCACCGAUGUGAGCGACGAUGGCUACCUCACAUUAAUGUCCGAUAAUGGAGAUCUUCGCGAGGACCUUAAGGUGCCCGAUGGAGCUCUAGGAAUUUCUCUGCGCUCCGAUUUCGAUGGUGGCAAAGAUAUUCUGUGCACCGUUAUGAAGGCCUGUGGAGAAGAGUGCGUUAUUGCCAUCAAAAACAAUGCUGCUCUUGAUAAAUAGAAAAACCCCGAUGCUGAAACAGAACAUUGAAAGAGUAAAGAUGUAAUGAAGUAAUAUCAAUAAAAUGUUUCAACAAUACAA